AUGGCGACAGUUGAUGAUACGAUAGCGGACCUUGAGCGCCAACGUCUUCAACUGGAAGAAAAUGUCCGCAAAUUACAGCAGUCACUCUACCACUGGCGACUCUGGGAGGCGGAAUACGACGGACUGAAAGAAGAGAUCGCGUCCCUCAAAGAUGGCAGCACGAAGGACGAUAUUUUGCGGAAGGGCCGCGAAUUCGCCGGCACCGUGGUCGAUGAGAAAGAGGUCAAAGACCUCAUCGGAGAAGGACAGGGCCUUACACGAUCUCGGGACCAGGUUGUUCAGCGCAUAUCGCGAAGGUUAGACUACGUGAAGCAGAAUGUUAGGUCGAUGGAAAAACAGCUAGAAGCGGCAGAAACCAAACUGGACUCGUUUCUGUCAGUUGAACAUCCAGGUCCUAUCACCAAGGAUGCAGAAUUUCCGGUGACGGAAAUAGUUGAAGAACUGGAUGAGGAAGGCAACGUGAUAUCGGGCAAGACGACUACCCCUGGAGAACGUGCACCUGAGCUUCUCGAAGUGUUAAAGAAGGUUGGAAUAAAUGAUAUACCGAACAAGAUUUCGGACAAGAUUUCGAAAAUAGGGGCACAAGCGAAUAAGUCUGAGGGAAAGGCUCUAGAAGAGAAGACUCUAGAAAAGAAGGCCCUAGAAGAAAAGGCUCCAAACGAAGAGUCCUCAGACGAAGAGGUCCUAGACGAGAAGGCCGCAGAGGAGAAGGCCGCAGAGGACAAGGCUGCAGAAGAAAAGGCUAGCAGAAGAAAAGGCUGCAGAAGAAAAGGCUGCAGAA
This is a messenger RNA of Rasamsonia emersonii CBS 393.64, 781 nucleotides long. RefSeq lists its product as uncharacterized. Gene Ontology annotation, molecular function: phosphatase inhibitor activity; transcription corepressor activity; chromatin binding. Gene Ontology annotation, biological process: negative regulation of transcription by RNA polymerase II; negative regulation of phosphatase activity. The record is from RefSeq and is a predicted model, not a curated record. The transcript has a single exon. The annotation marks the transcript as partial. NCBI's taxonomy places the organism in Eukaryota, Fungi, Ascomycota, Eurotiomycetes, Eurotiales, Trichocomaceae.